AACAACCGCAAAAAGGAGAAGUGAUUGUUUUGAUCUGGAAAUGAAAAAUGAAAAAUCUUCAUGAGAAGUAUUUUUUUGUUUAAAUAAUUUCUUCGCCCAACUAAAGACUGGAAUGCUGAUCUGUUAACAACAUGCCCUUAUCCCGACGUGUGAAAUUUCAGAGUAGUGGUGAUUCAGGUUUACAUGUGGUGGUGAAGACUUGUCUAGGUAAAAUGUCAGCUGGUCAAGAUGGGAAGGUGAAAUCAGAAGAUAGCCAGGAGGAUACCAGUGUUCCAAGUCUUACAUCAAAAAAUCAUUGUUGUAAGUUAUUGCAGGGUUUACAUGACUUGCGCAAUACUGACACCCUCUGUGAUUACUCUGUGAUUGCUGAAGGUCAAGAUGUACGUGUUCAUAGAGCUGUCAUGGCAGCUUGUAGUGACUACUUUAGGGUUAUGCUAACAAGUGACAUGAAGGAGAGGCGAGAAGCUUGUGUCGAAUUGAAAGGCGUCACUGCAAGGGGUUUAACUUUUGUCGUAGAUUUUGCAUACACAGGAAAACUUGAAUUAAGUUUAGAAAAUGUUGAAGAUGUUUUGUUAGCUGCUACACAUUUACAAGUUGCAGACGCAGUAGAACUGUGUAGUAGAUAUAUUGAAACUGCCAUUACUGUGGAGAACUGUGUUGACAUUUUGAACUUGGCAGAAAUGUAUAAUUUAUCAACUACAUAUAGUAAGGCUAGACAAUACAUGCUGGAUAAUUUUGAAAUAUUAGCUGUGUCUGAGCAAUAUUUAAAACUUACAGCAGCCCAACUAGCUUCCAUGUUAGAAGAAAAUUGUCUGUGUGUUGUAUCAGAAUAUAAAUUGUUUGAAUUAGUUUUACAGUGGAUCCGGCAUGAUUUGGAAAACAGGAAGGGGUAUAUUGCUCUUUUAAUGCGUAAUAUUCGAAUUCCGCUAUUAUCUGGGGAGGAAUUGGUAGAAAAAGUGAGUCGAGUUGAUUUGAUGCAGAAUGAUGCAGAAUGUGUUGAUUUGAUAACAGAAGCAAAAGAUUAUCAUAUUGUUGUUAGCAAGCAACCAUUGUUACAAAAUCCUCGAACACAAGUUCGAUCUGAGAGAAGAAGUCUGAUCAUGAGUCAUGCUCACAAUGUAGAAACAUACACAUUUAAAACUAAGAAACCUGGCUUUUUACGCGAUGCUCCCGUACCUCUGUAUAACCCUUCAGUUGUAGUUGUAGAUAAUUUCAUGUAUGUUUGCGGAGGAAAGUAUGACAACAAUGAAAAUAAUGAAAUUGCAACUGCCAGGUGUUUCCGAUAUGAUCCACGUUUUGAUUCUUGGUACGAGACUACAUCAAUGAAUGAAUCACGUAAAGAUUUUGUUAUUGUGGCUCUAGAUGGAUGUCUUUAUGCAAUAGCAGGUCAGGAUGAAAAUAUGGUGAUGUGUACAGUCGAACGAUUCUCUAUUACCAGAAAUGAGUGGGAUAUGAAGGCAUCAUUAAAUCAUUCUGUUUAUGGACAUGCUGGUUGUGUCUGUAAUGGUAAAAUUUAUAUAUCAGGUGGACAGCGUUUUUCUGGUUGUUGUAAAAAUGUUCUGUGUUACACCCCUGAGACUGAUACUUGGGAUGAAAAAUCGAAUUUGGUACAUGGUCGUUGUACCCAUGUAAUGGCAUGUGUUAACGAUCGCCUGUAUGUAUUUGGUGGUAAUAUUGAAGAUAACUAUGGUUUUCCUGUACCCAUUAUCGCUAUUGAAACUUAUAACCCACUAACUGACCAAUGGACCAUAUGCGACAAAACAUUAAAUAUACGCGAGGCUGGAGCAUGUGUACUGGACGAUAAAAUCUAUAUUGUAGGCGGGAUUAAUGGAGAACAUUAUUAUUCUGAUCUAUUGGAAGUAUAUGAUUAUAAAACCAACACUUUAAAAGCAGAAGAAAAAUUUCCAACAAGGAUAUUUGGUAGAGCUUGUUGUGUUCUAUCAUUGCCUCAAUACGCUGGGUAGUUUAAAGAGAAUGAUUACUGUAUUUUAGUUUACACUGAGCCAACAUGUAUACACCAACAUACUGGGACAAUUAAAAUUGAAAAAAAAAUCUGAUUAAAAUAGUGAUCACAUAAAUAUUUGAAUAAUUCACAUUCAGAUUAUUUUUAAAAAAGCCAUUCAAACUGAUUUUCUUGUAUUAAUUAUUUGAUGUCAAGUAAAACAAAUGGAAUUGGGUUUUUUUUUGUCUCCUUUAAUUUUAAGACAAUUAAAACUGAAAUGAAUCUACUUUGUUUCAUAUUCUUUGUUUGAUAACAUCAGUUAAUUAUAAACUUCAAUCUAAUGCAAUGUGAUCAGGUUUUUUUGGGUCUCCUGUAGGAAAUAUUGAUUAGUUAUCCAUUAAUAUUGAUGAUUAAUAAGUGAUAUGGAAAAUAUAUUGAUCUUAAAAAAGUCACAUUCUGUAUAAAUCUAAAACAGCACCAACCCACCACAAUGCAAAUACUUAUUAAGGACUUAUGUUUGAAUAGUAUAAUUGACAUUCAACGUGACUUCUAAUCAAAAUUUUAUGGUUUUUUUAUUUAUUUUUCUUUCGGCUUAUUUUCAAUAUUUGAUAUUUUACCAGACUCAAUUUUAGUUAACAUCUAAAUAGUUUUAUCAAUAGGCUGAGAAAAUGAAAACCCCAAGACAUAGUCCACUGAUCCAUAUGGGCUACAUGUAUAAAUUCAAUGAAGUUUAGUGCAUAACACAACCAACUUUAGUCAUCCCAACAUCAGCUGUUAUUCAGGAAUAUAUAUUAGAUCUUAUAUAUGAAGUGUAGAAAACGAGAACCAUAAAAACGAAACAAAAUUAAGAUGUAAUUUGAAUUAAUUACAACUCAUUCUCAUUUAACAAAAUCAAAACUCCUUUAGAAAUAUAAGCCUUGUCUUUUUUGAUUGGAUUGAAAUAUUGUAAUUUUAUGAAAUGUCAACAAUAAUAAAGAGACUCCAGUGAGAUGUGAGUUGUAUUUAAGCUUAUAAAUCUUUGUAUAGAAAAUGAUGUGUCAAUUUUUAAAAGAAAAUCUUGUACUGAUGUGUAAAAAAUGCAGUAGGUAUUGGAUUCAUUGAUUGCAAAAUAUAAUCAAUAUCAAAAUCAAAUUUUUGAAAAAUAACAAAAAAAAUACUUGUAAUAUAAUGCAUAAUGUCGACAAAUUGAAAUUGUGCAUGUCUUAAACUUCAAAUUGAAAUUUUGCAUGGGUCUUAAACUACUAGUUAGAUGAUGUCUGUUAUCAGAAACUGUAUUAAUAUUUAUAUCCAAGCAAGCCAGUACCAUACUGUAAUCAAAUGUUACCACAUAAAUAGUUUACACUAAAUCACACAUUGUUGAAUGGAAAAAUGGGAAGUUUUUUCCAUAAUGGGUCUAAUUAACAUUAAAAAAUAAAUACAAUGCUUUAAUCAAAUUGUAUAGAAUUAAAAUAUAAGACAGUAUUGUUUGUUGUAAAUAUGGUAUUUAUUACUUAAUUAUAGGUAUAUAUUGUUUUAUUUUAGUGAACUGAAAAAUGCCAACUCCAUUCAUACUUCCAUAUUGUAUUGGUGUAUAAUGCUAGAUGUUUUAUAUUGACUAUUUUCUACAUUGAAUAAAAUGUGAUAAACUGAAGAAAAUUAUUAUCAGAGAUUAAAACUUGCUUUUAAAUACAGCAUUUUUAGAUAUUUUAUUUAUUUGUAAUACAUGUACAUGUAGUUACUUGUUAUUAUGAAUGUUACUGACCAGUUACAAAUUUAAUGGUUAAAAAUGAGUUCAAACAUUCAUUAGGGUAUGAUUACAUCAGAUACCAUUCCAUAUUAGCAGAUUACAAAUUUCCAUUCUUUAACAGUAUUUUAUGAUAUUGUCAUAAUUAAACAGGACAAAUUUCAAAACAUCUCACCAAACGUCCCACAUGUUCUCAGGGGUAUGAAGAUUGCAAGAUGAAAACAAAUUAAUGUAAACUUGUAAUGGCCAUAUUGUGUGUGGAUAUAAGCUUGUAUUUGCUAUUUAUGUUGGAGUGUUGUCCCUAUAAAAUGAUAGAUUGUCUUUGAAUUGGGUAAAAAUUAAAUUGUCUUUCCUAACAUAUAGCAUGGUCAUAAAAGCUAUCCCAAUUCAUGACUUAAUUUGACCCAAAACGAACAAAGAUUAUCUCAUUUAGUUAUGCUUACUUAGUAAAACCAUUGUAUGAUUUCAUUAUUAUAAUAUGCCAGAUUCUUUGGUUUUUGAUUGUUUAUUAUAAUGACACAAAAUAACAUGAAAACAAUAAAAAUGAGUUGAUGGUUAA
This is a messenger RNA of Patella vulgata (common limpet), 4224 nucleotides long. Its product is annotated as kelch-like protein 26. Bases 132 to 1964 code for a protein of 610 amino acids. Lineage: Eukaryota; Metazoa; Mollusca; Gastropoda; Patellidae. The record is from RefSeq and is a predicted model, not a curated record. Gene Ontology annotation, molecular function: protein binding. The transcript has 2 exons.